Ectocarpus sp. CCAP 1310/34 is the source of this 414-nucleotide messenger RNA. The record is from the annotation of a GenBank genome assembly. Lineage: Eukaryota; Phaeophyceae; Ectocarpales; Ectocarpaceae.
AUGGACCAGUUGGAGUUGCAGGGGCAGUGGUGCUCGUUGAAGCAGCAAGUAGGGGAGGAGCCCCUGCGCUAUCUCACAAGAGCAUCAUCAGUACUUCGCCAGAAACUAGAAGCGUACGGUUGGGUGCAAUCCGAUCAUGAUGCUAACGUCCACUAUGUGCGCAACCUUCUGCUCGAUUUCAAUGUGCAGAGGAGCGUGUUGUUGGCGCAUUCGGAGGUCAAGACGGGAUUGGUAGAGAAGGUGAUUCUGACUGCGUGGGCGGAGAAGGAGGCCGCUAGGAAGAGGGCGUCGGAGAGCCGUGGGGCGUAUGCCCUCGUCACUGGCGGUGAUAACCGUGGUGGCGGGGGCGGGAACAUGGGGGAUAGGGGGAAGACGAGAGGACAACGGAGGACGGCAGCCCGGCAACAGCAGUAA